This is a messenger RNA of Aspergillus clavatus NRRL 1, 1752 nucleotides long. RefSeq lists its product as uncharacterized. The record is from RefSeq and is a predicted model, not a curated record. The coding region runs from base 1 to 1752 and encodes 583 amino acids. The transcript is spliced from 2 exons. NCBI's taxonomy places the organism in Eukaryota, Fungi, Ascomycota, Eurotiomycetes, Eurotiales, Aspergillaceae.
AUGAGAGAAGCAGAGAAAGGAAACCCUAUGCAUGCCAAAGGGAUGUCUCUUGAUAUAGUCCCGAGUCCUUAUCUUCUUCCCCCUGGCUUGCACGGUUCCCGCGAGUCACUGCACUCCUUGUCUAGAUCAGUCAUUGGAGAUGAUGAUAAAUAUCGCCAUGCGACUUCAUUCCUGGGCGAUAAUGCCUCUGUCAGGUCGCAACCCAGGGGAUAUCACGAUGAUGCAAUGACAUACUCCCGAUCCCAGAGCAAAGUCAGCAUGCGUGAUGAUAUGAACCAAGGUCUUCUGCAAAAUGCCCAGAGAAUGUCGCGUUCAUCGCCCCCACUGUACAAUACCCCCCCUGAUGGCGGCAGUGUGCACAGCCCAGUUGGUCAGGAUAGAGGACAGGAUUCGGGCUUGCAGCUGAAUCUGCCGAGGAGUCUGAGCCCCGUCCACAUACCAGGGUUUAAUGGCAGUCGCGGACCGAGUCCGGUGCCGACUAGUCCUGAGGGCAACGACGAUAAAUUACCUUCGAAUCUGCGCCAUGGUGAUAUGCAGGAACAAUCAGCCAAGAACGCUACGAACAUACCCCCGAAGUUGCAUAUUGAAACCACCGAAAGGCCCAAUUUUCCCCUUCAGGAUCCUCUGCCACCUCAUCUUGACGCUUACCCAGGCUCUAAUCAGAUGCUGCCCGUUCAGACGCCUCGGAUUUCACUUCCCGUGAGCGAUGCAGCUAGUGACUAUAGCGAUCAUACAGCUCGCGAUUCUUCAAUCCCGGUAGUGAACGUUCACGGAAUCGAAGGUGGUCAGAAGCAUGAACCAGGCCCCGGACACAUCGCAGCCCCUCCAAUCCCCGAUGAACCAUCACAAUCUCAGAAGCAGAGCCUCGAUGUCCGCCGCGACACCCGUCGGUUCACGCUUGGACUUCGUCCCCUGCCCCCAGAGGAUCCAUCUGACAAUCCCGAGCAGCGUGCUAACCGUAUUCGAUCGUUCUACAAAGAAUACUUUGACGACGGCAAGACAGGCAGGGAGACCCACUAUGAAGACUUCGGCCCAGAAACGUACUCUCAAGGGGGCUAUAUCUAUGACUCUGUUACUGGAGAUUACUAUGAUUCGGUUCCAGCACCGUUCGCCGAACCCGUCACUCGUCGUGCUAUGACUCCGCCUCCUCGUGCACCACCCCGGUUUCAAGGGGCAGCGAGACAUAUGGCGAGCGGCUCUAUGGGUGGUGCUGGUGACUAUCCCGGGCCUCGUGCUUUCUCUUCGGCAUCGAACCGACUCCCUGGCCCUCGAGCGCCUCGCAAGCCUAUGCCACCACCAUCACCGCUCCAAGUCCUACCUUCUCCUCAUUUGUUGAAAGACGACUCAAUUAUGAUCGCAGCCGAGUAUGCUCCAGGCAGGAACAUCAAGGACCAAAGAGAAGGACGCGCCGAGACCCCUCUUGGCGGGGUGCGAGCGUUUACUCCUUUGCCAGUUCAUACACCGCUCGCUUCAGUGUUUGAUGAGCUUACCCCAAUGCCGAGCCCACAUGCUCUGCGCAAAUCGGGAGCCUUCGACAUCCUUGAUUUUGCCCCGCCGCCUCGAUUUAAAAACGCUGAGACUGCAAGCGACGCGGGCAGCAUCCGCAGCACCAGCACUGGAAUUUCAGCCACACAUCUGCAUAAUAUUCGCACUGGUGCGUAUCGUGUCAGUCGGCUUCCCCCAGGAACUGUAGGUACAAGGGAUGACUUGAUGUCCAACCUUCGUCCUACAUGGGAUAUGCAGCAAACCUAG